AUGUCCGGCCCUCAGAUCUGCUCACAAUCGUGUCGCAUCACGGCGCGGCGAGCAGUCCACCUCGUACGCCAGCACUCUUGUUUGCAGCAGCGACACGCCUCGUCCUCGUCCCCGUCCCCGUCCCCGUCCCCGUCGUACCACCUUGAUGAUCUCGUCUCGGCACUACCGCGCAGCACUCGCUAUUCGAGACCUCGACAGAAGCCUGCCGCUCCUGCCUCUCGCCAGCCAGAAAGCCUCCACGACUAUGUAGCUGCGAAAUCCACCGUCCAACAGCCCAUCCGCCCUCGCACCAACACUCCCGCUCAGCCCAGUGCAGUCCAUAAGUCUCAGCACCUCGGACACAACACGCGGGAUGCACCUCGCACGAGAAAAUCCCGGGAUGCCAACCUCGUCUCCUACACUUCCAACCUCGAAGAUCUGAUCGCAAGAGAGGAUGCUGAUGCUGCCUGGUCUUAUUUUUCCACCCACUAUACCGCCCCCGAUUGUGCAGCCUUGGAUCCCGCUCGCCUCCCUUUCCUCGACGUUCCCAAGCACAGGAGAGGCUGGAUCUAUACCAACCUGCUGUCUCUCAUGACCCGCCACUGGCUUGCACAACUUGACUCGCACCCGUCCACCUCGAACGCAAUCUCUCCCUCCCCACGUGCUAUUCUCGAGAGAUUUGACCAGCUCGCCAUACCUAUACAGCCUAUUGCUUCCACAGUAGUCCUGUCUUUGGCCAUCCACCUUCAGCUGGGUGCUCAAGAUGAUCUGGAUGUUCUCAAUCAUCCUACAACCAAGCCUGUGCUUACCCAGCUGUUGGACAUCUGGCCGCUCUGUUUCUACGAGAGGAGGGUCGACAGGUCUCAAUAUGGCCCUGCAUCAUACUAUCAUCGCUUUCUAGCUCUGGUCAGAGCGCCGACCGAGAAACCGUCAAGCUUCGCUAUAUCACUCUUGCUUGUACAGGAUGUUCUGUGUCGUGCCACUUCUUUUCCACACGACCUCGAGCAGUAUCGGUCCCUUCUGCAGGCGCUUGGUAGCGCGUGCUCGAAGGCUCAGUUGAGCGAAGCCGCUGUGCGCCACAUCGAGAUGAGGCUCAAGAAAGAAACUCCGGACCAUUUCCAAGCAUCAGCUGAGCUAAGCAGAAGACUUUGCAGCCUUCAAUCGACGUCUGUGCUAGGGACCGCUUCGCCAGAAGACUCCACAUCCAACGGCGACCAGACCGUGGCACCCGAGUCGGUCGAAGUAAAGACCAAAAUCCUGUUGCACAAAGUCAACAUCACGGCCGAGAGACAAAAUCUUGACGUACUGGAACGACUCUGGACACAGGCACAAGAGGUCUUCACGGACGAUUCGUCCCGAACCACAGAAAGUGCGCCCUUGACGCAUCGGCUCUAUGAAGCGUUUCUGCAUGCCUUCUUCCAGCUGCGGAGGCCUCAAUCUGGGCUGCAGGUCUGGAACAGCAUGCUUCAAUCGGGUUUCGAACCAACAGUCCGCACUUGGAACGUCAUGAUGAAGAGUUGCCACAUUUCUCGAGACAUCAACAUCAUGGAAUCCAUGUGGCAGCACAUGAGAGAUUCAGGUCUUCGACCCGAUGCGAUUUCCUGGAGUACGAGAAUCUAUGGCCAUUUUCGGGUUGGUAGCAUCCGCGAUGGUAUGUCUGCGCUGGAUGAGAUGGGAAGGGAAUGGGUUGACUCCCAAAAGAGAAGGCGAUCAAAGUCUGCCGUUCCAGAGGACAGUGCAGAAGUUCCCAAGCCCGACACGGCUAUAUUGAACUCAGCCAUCUCGGCGCUUCGUGGUGCUAAAGCGUACCAGAUUCCCAGAGUCCUUGCUUGGAGUCGACUUUUCAACAUCGAGCCGGACAUAGCGACUUACAAUGCGUUGCUUGCUAUUUCGCUGGGCGCAGGGCAAGCGACAGAUGCGGCGAAUAUACUGCAGCAAAUGGCAGCGUCCAACGUCGAGCCCAACUCGUCAACCUUUACUAUUCUGGUCGACUCGAUGCUGUCGACAACGUUGCUCGGCGACAUGACGCAGGAUGAACAGAAAGACAAGAUCAUGAAUCUCAUAUUCUCUUUCGAAGAGAGUGGGAUGACAGUGGAUCAACAAGGAUAUGCUCUGCUCAUCGACCGGAUGCUCAAAGACCAUGGCAACCUGACGGCGGCCAGAAGCGUGCUGGCGCACAUGGCUACUCGCAAGGUCGAAUGUACACCUCACAUCUACACAAUCCUCAUGACGCAUUACUUUGACCGCGACCCGCCUGAGCUACUUGCUGCCGACGCACUCUGGAACGACAUAGAAAACUCGAGGCAGCAGGAGAUGGACGUCAUCUUCUAUGACAGGAUGGUGGAAGGAUUCGCAAGACAUGGCGACGUGGGCAGGACGAUGGCCUUCUUGAGCCGGAUGAGCAAGGAGGGUAAGCGGCCGGGUUGGCUGGCCAUGACUGCAGUGGUACAGUGUCUUGCGCGCAAUCACGAAUGGGACAGGGUCGGGCAGAUAGUCAUGGACUGUCACAAGCAGGAAGGACUUCUCAGCGUAGGUCUUCGGGGCAGAAAGGGACAGAAAGACUUCUGGGAGUACGUGGGAAGGCUAGCGGAGAACGAGCUCUAUGGUAGCGAGCAUGGCAGGGACAUCUUUGCGAUUGUCGAGGCGCAAAGAGAGGCGCUUGGAAUGUGA
Messenger RNA from Aureobasidium namibiae CBS 147.97, 2649 nucleotides. RefSeq lists its product as uncharacterized. Lineage: Eukaryota; Fungi; Ascomycota; Dothideomycetes; Dothideales; Saccotheciaceae. The transcript has a single exon. Gene Ontology annotation, molecular function: protein binding. Bases 1 to 2649 code for a protein of 882 amino acids. The record is from RefSeq and is a predicted model, not a curated record.